Messenger RNA from Darwinula stevensoni, 1554 nucleotides. NCBI's taxonomy places the organism in Eukaryota, Metazoa, Arthropoda, Ostracoda, Podocopida, Darwinulidae. The record is from the annotation of a GenBank genome assembly.
AUGAUUGCUUUGCUCCUGUUUUUCCUGGGACUUUUCGGCAUGAGCCAGGUGAAGGGAGACUACGACUACGCUUCGGCGAUACGACUCAGCUUCAAGUUCUACGAAGCGCAAAGAGCAGGCCAGUUACCCGACAAUCAUAUCCCUUGGAGAAAGAGUUCUUUCCUCAAAGACGGAAGCGACAAAGGAAUCAACUUGGUCGGUGGAUACUUCGACGCCGGAGACUACGUGAAAUUCGGUUUCCCGAUGGCAUAUACUACCACCGUCCUGGCCUGGGGAAUGGUCGAAUACGCGAAUGCCUACAACAAGGCCGGCCUUGCGGCGGCAGGGAGAGCUCAACUGCGAUGGGCCACCGAUUAUUUCAUCAAGGUACUUCCGAGAAUUUUCAAAGACGAAUUCAUAACUCGAGUUUCUUGUCCAAACGCUCACCCAUCGGCAAAGAAGCUCUUCGGUCAGGUCGGGAAUGGAAAAAUCGAUCAUUCGUAUUGGGGUCGCCCAGAGGAUUGGCCGUCGAACAAACAACGCCCCUCGUAUUUCAUCGACCAGAACUCUCCAGGAUCGGACUUGGCGGCAGAAACGGCAGCAGCCAUGGCAGCCAGCUCCAUUGUAUUCAGGGGGAACGACGAUAACUAUGCGAACACCCUCCUUCGUCAUGCGAGGGAACUCUAUGCCUUCGCCAAUCAGAAUCGAGGCCUCUACUCCAAAUCCAUCACUGAUGCUAAGGAGUAUUAUCCAACAGGGUCCUCGGAUAAGAUUCGGGAUCCUGGACGUUUCAGGUCGAGUAAUUACGAGGACGAACUAGCAUGGGCGGCAGCAUGGUUGUAUCGGGCGACCCGAGAAGCGUCUUAUCUGAAAGACGCCGAGAAUAAAUAUGUUGAAUUUGGGCUGAACGACCGGCCAUCGGAGUUCUCUUGGGACGACAAGAAUGCAGGCGUUCAAGUACGUGCUUUUCUCUCGUGUUCUCGAUUCGACGCCGAAACAGUACUUCUCGCGGUGUUGACCGGGAAGGCGAAAUACAAGACGGCAGUUAAAACCUUUUGCGACUACAUGGUGUAUGGGGUGAAGAGGACUCCGAAAGGUCUCGUCUUCAUUAGCGAGUGGGGAGUACUUCGUCACGCAGCUAAUGUCGCCUACGUCUGCCUCGUGGCAGCUGACAAACUGGCGAUAAACCAGGCGACUUAUCGAAAUUUUGCGAAGCAGCAGAUCGGUUACAUGUUGGGAGACACCGGUUACAGCUAUGUGAUUGGAUUCGGCAAAAAUUACCCUCGACGCCCUCACCAUACCUCUAGUUCUUGUCCGACAGUCCAGGCGUGCGGUGGAUGUCAAUGCAAUUGGAGUUAUUAUAGCUCUCCGAGUCCAAAUCCGAAUCUGCUCGAAGGGGCUCUCGUCGGCGGGCCGGAUGACCGAGAUCGUUUCAAGGACGAUCGUCAGGAUUACAUCAAGUGCGAGGUUACCCUCGACUAUAAUGCUGGCUUUCAAGGAGCUCUUGCCGGCCUCCUCAAUGCUCGCAUUUGAUGGACAGCGUCCGAGAUGGAAUAAAAUGCAUAUCAGAAUGAA